CCCUGUUCUGUCCCCACAGCCCCAUGCUGCCCUUGCAGUGACACAGAGGUGCUGUUGGCGGUCUGCACCAGCGACUUUGUCGUCCGAGGCUCCAUCCAGAACGUCACCCACGCACCGGAGCAGCAGGAGUCCACCAUCCACCUGCACGUGAGCCGGCUUUAUCGGCAGAAGAGCAGGGUCUUCCGGCCCGCCCCAGAGGGCGGCGGCUGGCGGGGGCGAGUUGCCACGCUGCUGGAGUGCGGUGUGAGGCCUGGGCGUGGUGAGUUUCUCUUCACCGGCCACAUGCACUUUGGGGAGGCCCGCCUCGGCUGUGCCCCACGCUUCAAGGACUUCCAAAGGAUGUACAGGGAUGCCGAGGAGAGGGGCCUGAACCCCUGCGAGAUGGGUACGGAGUGACUGUGGGCGAGUCCACCGCUGCCGCAGCGAGUGCUCGGAUCGGGGGCUCCCUGGUGCUCAAGCCAUGGAGGCACGUGCCACGAGGUCCUGGCCAAGGACUCCCUGACUGAUGGGAAAUGUUGUAAAAUGCAAACUAAGUUAUUAUAUUUUUUUUUUUUAAAGAAAAGUCCAUAGGAAGCAAACUCCAGUGUCUUAAAAUGCCUUGUGUGCCAUUUCAUACCAUUUUUCAAAAGCACCUGACGUCCUUGCGCUCGGCUGGUGUGUUGGGUGACAUGCUGGGGCCGUAGCCCACAGAGGACGCCCAGCACCAGGCCUUGUACGAAGCUUGGGUACCAUUCAGAGUAGUUUCUUAUGACGGGAACUUACGGAGCCAAAUACUUAUUUUUUGUUUUGUUUUUGCUUUUCAAAGAAUGUGCUUUGCUGGCCGUGGUCAUUUUUGGGCUGCAGGCUGUUUCCAUUCCAGAGAAUAAAGACCAGCGUCUGAUGGAA
Molecule: messenger RNA, 885 nt
Organism: Leptonychotes weddellii (Weddell seal)
Lineage: Eukaryota; Metazoa; Chordata; Mammalia; Carnivora; Phocidae
Gene: METRNL
Product: meteorin like, glial cell differentiation regulator
Biological process (GO): positive regulation of brown fat cell differentiation; energy homeostasis
Molecular function (GO): hormone activity
Source: RefSeq, a predicted model, not a curated record